GUCAGUUGGCAUUGGUGCGAGGAGGGGCCUACUUAACGCGCGCGCGCGCCGGCACUGUACCGGGGCCGCGCACUGACCCUCGCCUUGCGCUGGCACCGACAAUGGUGGGAGACAAGAUACCCCUGGUCACAGCCCUGCGGACCGUUCCCAUCAACUCGAUUCAGCUGCACAGCCUUCGCUUCCGACCGCGCCUGCUCGAACCGACCGCGAUGAAGGUGGUCAAACUGCUCAAGUUCGAGCGCAAGCUCAACUCGACACGCAUCGACGCCGCCAUAGGCGAAGCCCUGAUCAAGGCGGCCGAGAAAGGAAACCUACGGGAGUUCGAACGCCUCUUCACGGCCGACGAGAAGCGACUCCAGUUCCGCGACAGCCGAGGUCGGGCAGCCGUGCACCACGCCGCGGCCCACAACCGGGUCAACAUCCUCGACUUCAUCCUGAAGCACGAUGGCGACUUGACGAUGCUGGACUACGAGGACAACACGCCCCUGCACGCCGCGUGCGAGCAUGAGGCAUGCGACGCCAUCACCUUCCUCAUCGAGAACGGAGCCGACACGAGCGUGCUCAACAAGAACGUCCAGAGCCCGCUGCACCUGAGCACGCAGCUGAACAAGGUCAAGUCGCUGCAGGAACUUGUCAAGCACAGAGACAAGCUCGACACAAACCUGAGGAGCAAGCACGGACGCACUGCCCUUCAUCUGGCUGCCAUCUACGACCAUGCCGAAUGCGCCAGAAUACUGUUGAGUCAGUUUGGAGCUUCGCCCAAGCUAACGUGCGAUAACGGCUACUACCCUAUCCAUGAAGCGGCGAAGAAUGCAUCGGCUAACGCCAUCGAAGCACUGCUGGAGUGGGGAGAGUCCAGCGGCUAUUCCCGAGCUGAGAUGAUGAAGCUCUACGACGCCGAUGGCAACGUGCCUCUCCACUCUGCCGUCCACGCCGGAGACAUAAAAGCGGUUCAGCUGUGCCUCGAGAGCGGCGCGCUGAUCAGCACCCAACAGCACGACCUGUCGACGCCCGUGCACCUGGCGUGCGCCCAGGGCGCCAUGGACAUCGUGCGGCUCAUGUUCUCCCGGCAGCCGGACCAGCGGGUGCACUGCCUCACCUGCAGCGACGCCCAACAGAUGACGCCUCUGCACUGCGCCGCCAUGUUCGACCACGUCGAGCUCGUCGAGUACCUCGUCUCCGAGGGUGCCAGCAUGAACGCCACGGACAAGGAGGGCCGCACGGUGAUCCUGCUGGCGGCUGCCCGCGGUGCCUGGAAGACGGUGACAGCCCUGCUGAGGCUGGACGCCGACCUGAGCGUCAAGGACAACCUGCGCCGCAACCUGCUGCAUCACAUCGUGCUCAGCGGGGGGCUCCUGGACGACUUCCACGGGGAGAUCAACGAGCGACUGAAAGACUUCGCUGAGCUGCUCAACGAGCGCGAUAUCCAGGGCUGCACAGCGAUGCAUUACGCUUCGAGAAAUGGCCAGCUCAAAACAAUCGAAAGCCUGCUCCACUUUGGCGCCAUCGUAAACCUCAAGAACAACGACAAUCAGUCGCCCCUACACUUCGCCGCAAGGUACGGUCGUUACAACACGGUUCGCCACCUGCUCGAAAGCAAGAAGGGUCACCUGAUCAUCAACGAGAUGGACGGUGAAGGCAAGACGCCGCUACACAUAGCUUCGCAGAAUGGACACACUAGGGUGGUCCACCUACUCCUGGUGAAAGGCGCACUGCUUCACAGGGACCACAAGGGAAGGACUCCUCUCCACUACGCUGUCACCAACGGCUUCACUCACACCAUGGAACAGCUACUGGCAGUGCAUUCACACCUGCUCGAUCAGACCGACCGCGAUGGGAACACAGCCUUGCACCUGGCCGCCAUGCACAACAAGGCGAACACGGCGUCCCUUCUGCUGAGCCUCAACUGCAAGAUUUCGCACAACGAGCAGGACUUCACGCCCAUAGACUACGCGCUGCACUACAAGCACAGCGAGGUGACCAUGGUCAUGGUAACGCAUCCGUCCAGGAGUGAAGAAGUGAUGAGCUGUCGAACAAAGCGGUACACGUGCCUCGUCGAAGGACUUACGGCAGUCAUGCCAGAAGUCAUGAUGGCUGUUUUGGACCGGGGGAUAACAAAGUCCAAGUACAGCCACGAUUCCACUUCCUAUUAUGUAAAGCAUAGCUUUCAAGCCCUUCAGAAUACGGAAGGCGUUGGGGACAUUGUACCUGAAACUGAUCAACCACUACCUGUGAUGAAUAUUAUGGUGAGAUAUGGGCGCGAAGAACUUCUGUCUCAUCCCCUCUGUGUCAAGUAUUUAGAGACAAAGUGGAACUCGUACGGAAUGUAUUUUCAUAUAUUAAACCUCGCCGUAUAUACCGUGUUCUUGGCUUUCUUGACGACGAACGCCGUGCAGCUCAUGGCUGAGACAACAGACAGGGAGAAUUUCACGCAAGUCACGUCAAAGGAGCUCGCCACCGCAUUCGCCCAUCCUUCCACUGCCACCAUGGUCGCCUUGACGUCUGUGAUUGUCCUGGCAUUUGUUGGGCUGAACAUUGUUAAGGAGUUUUACCAGAUGUAUCAACAGCGAGCCAAGUACUUCUUGGACAUCAUGAACGUCUUGGAAUGGACACUCUACAUUUCCGGCGGUCUGAUGGCUGCCGGCCACCUAUCGACGAUGGUGGUUGAUCGAAGCAAUCAGUACAUCAUGGCGGCAUUGGCCGUGUUCUUAGCGUGGUUCAACUAUCUGCUCUACCUGCAAAGGUUCAACCGGAUCGGCCUUUACGUCGUCAUGUUCCUAGAAAUAUUGUCCACUUUACUAAAGGUCAUGUUCGUCUUCUCCGUUCUAAUAAUUGCCUUCGGCUUGAGCUUCCAUAUUCUCCUCGCCAAAAUUGACAUCAAUGUGAAAACGCCGGUCGUUGACCCCUACACAGGAAACAUCACAAUGCGAGCAAUGAACAUGAGCGACAAGGGUUUCCACAACCCGCUGAUAUCCCUGGUUCGCGUCGGAACCAUGAUGCUCGGGGAGCUGGACUUCCUGGGCACGUACCUGCGUCCGAUGCGCGCCCUGGAGUCGUCGGCCUGGUACCAGAUCGUGGCCGCCACCUGGUUCCUCGUAGUCUUCAUCGUGCUCAUGCCUAUCUUACUCAUGAACCUGCUCAUUGGCUUGGCCGUCGGCGACAUUGAAACCGUCCGCCGCAACGCACAACUGAAAAGGCUCACAAUGCAGGUGGAGCUGCACACCGACCUCGAGCGAAAGCUGCCUCGACGCAUCCUGACCAUGGUAGACAAGACCGAAGUCUACGUGUAUCCCAACCAAAAGGGCUCUUCGUCUUACGUCUGGCAGACGAUACAGCGCUGGUUUGCUAGCCCUAGAGAGAACAGCAAACGAAGCAAAGCCUUUGCCGCUGGCGGCGGAGUUCCGGACAACGCGUUUCAGGAGCUGUGUGUCGAGCUUAAAAGGCAAAAACAAAGGAUGAAAGAGAUGUCGAGGGCUAUGGAACAGCAGCUUUCCUUAAUGCGGCUCGUCGUCCACAAGAUGGAGAUUCGAACCGAGAACGACGAAAUGGACGAAGGGAACUGCGAGAACAUCCAGGACCGGCCGCUUAGCGCGACGACGCAGGGCAGCCUAUGAUCUUUCCACGUCGCGUACUAAUUCGCGAUGCCAUCUUUGUGUCUUCAGAAAGUCCUGUGCGUGAUAUCUGCGGAAAUCACUUGUAACACAUAUCUCACCCAUGUUUCGGGACGUUGAUGCAAGACUGUCGAAACACCUUGAGCGCUUUGUCGCUGAUGAGAUUCGGCAUGAUAUUUUUUGGCCUUAACUGUCAGUUUCUACCCAAUCAAAGGACGUACCCAUACACAAAAAAAGGCGGCGAUACCUAUUGAUAAAUGUCACCUGAAAAAUGCCACACAUCUAACAAUCGAACAUCAUAGCCUGUGAUUUAUACGCGUUCUCGGGUGGCUAUAUGAGAUUAGCGGAAAUAUGGCAAAUGUGGCAUACGAAAUUUUUUUUAUAGGAGUGGAUAGGUGUUGUCAUAUCCCGAUAUAUGGCAUUAAUUUCAUUAUUUGUACAAAAUAAAAUAAUCGCCAGUCUGUGGCGAAAGACAACUAAAUGGAUGAGAGCGUGGUAACCAACGUGUAAUACAGUACCUUCCGUAGGAGAUUAAAAUCUCCAACCACCUCAUUUUUCUCCGCAGCUCUCAGCAAGCUGUUCUCCGCCAGCGACAUACGGCACCACUGCUAUUUGCGAUUUGAAACUACGAGAACAUGACAGCAUUGCUCAUUGACAUACAUUUUAGAAUAAAAAUUGAACACCAUCAAAAUACAUUUAGAGCCUAUAUGUGAUCUACAGCAGUUUUAAAGGGUCAACAAAGGAAAAUAUGAAGUCCUGAUUAGGCUUCUUUAAUAACAGAUUCACAAUUCGUAGCGAGGACAGAGCUUUUUUUUGUAAGCGACAAAAUAACAAAGAGGGAAAAUGUGAGCUGCGCCUUUGGAUUGUGGUACUUUUCAUGUGGUACCGGCACGGACUGAUUUGCGGGGAGCGGCAGAGAGGGAGGUCACGUGGCUAUGACGUCAGCUCGUCCCAUUUUGACGUGAGCGAUACAAAUCGAGGAGCAGCUGGCGGACUUCGGUUGGCAAUUUCCUACGUGACAGUCGUAUAUUGGAACAGAGUAAACGAUGAUUAGGUUUUAAGCGAAUAAUCUGCCAACCUCACUUAGAAUGAUUUUUUUUUCUUUUUCUGCCUUUUCAAGUCAAAAUCUUCAAUCGGUCUUCAAUUGCUUUUCCCCAGACUACAAGACGUAAAUUUUCUGGGUAAAGAUUACGCUCGCGUCUAUCGGUAUUGAGCUAAAACUACCGCAUUUCUGUGGAUUAACAGCUCUCUGAAGACAGUGAAAUUUGCCGCCAAAGUACAUGUAUUACAGUUACCGCAUUCUUUCAUGCAGCAGCUUACAGCUGUUCGCACACACAUACAAAAAAUAGCGAACUGCUGUCUUUACUAACCUCAACUAAAUCCUGCUGAGGCCAACCCCCCAUUGCGUUUAAGCAUCUGCAUCUGUAAGGCACCAUACCUUGAAAUCCAUAAUAAAGUCAUUUCCUCGAAGCGCUAUAACGAAGGACGCUUCAUUUUGUAUUAUGCGUUAGCGAUAUCAAACUCUAAACUACUGGCAUGCGACGAACAACGCACCGUCGCAUGUCUCUGUUUGAUUCACGAAAGUCUUGCAUCAUCUGUGCCACACUCAUACAAUAUGUGAAUGUGCGUCAUGUAUGUAACCAUUACUUUGAAAUUGUUGCACACGUGUUUACGAGGUGUGAGGGUAUUUUUCAUCUGUUGGUUCAUGAGCGUCGUACAAACAGAAAUACAUGAACUACGCUACAUGAACAUGCAGUCAUGUUCAUGUGCAUGAACUAGUCGGCCUCUGUCAAUGUCUCUUUGUCGGAUCCGGUGCUUAGAGGGGCUUCUUGAGGCUCCGUUUAAACGGCACGGUAAUCAAAUCGUUUCACUAACUAAAAGAGUAAUUGUAUAAGAAACGCGUAUAAUAUCCUUUAAGAGAUUAAAAAAGAUUCGGACAAUGUGCUUUGGAACCUAUAUUUUGAUGUCAGUAGCUGCAUACACGCCUUAUCAGAGUAUUUAACUACUGGACCACUUUAUCUUGCUUUUUCUACUCUCAAAGCACGCUAAUAACAAGACAACUGUUUACAUAUUUAACUCUUUCAACAUCAUUCUUGAUAUAGGUAAAUAAGUCAUUUCCCUUCUAAAUUUGGGUGAUUCUGCUUAGUGCGAAGAAUAAUUGUGAUACGUGGAAAUCACCGAAAGCCUGAACGAAUGGCAUUUCUUAUAAACACGUAAGCGAGCUCUAACUUCAUGUGGAUUAACUCAUUACGGUUUGUAAACAAUUUCCAUACUAUAAGACAGUUGUAACACUAUCUCCUUCUGAGUACUAGUUUGGGUCACUCGCGUCAAAAAGUAAUUCGUGCAUGGAACAAAGAUGCAGGUAAUUAAACAGACAAUUGUCACUUCAUUAUUUAAACGCUCGCUACUUUCAUUUACAAUAUACACACUAUAAAACGUUUUCGUGGGCGAUUACUUCUUCCAUGGUAUUUUAAGAAUGCAGCUUACAAACAAACUCUGAACUAUGAACAUUUUCAUUGCUCUCAUACCGUGUGACGUAAGCGGUCGGAUCACGAGUUCGUCACGUGGCGCCGAAGCUCCAUUAAUUAGUCUUUAGUGAUCCAACAUCGCUUGUGCUACUUGCAUAUCCUGCGAUUUUAGCACACUGAUUCUCGUGUAAGUGAUGUGAAAAUUUACUCAUCGACCUAACUAUAAUCAAAUGUGCGUGGGUGUGCAGUAAGUAAUGUGCGCGUGUUUAUGUUUGCCGAUAGCUUCGAAUGUAUGAAUAAGCUCGCAUCUGUUUAAUUUUCGAGAUAAUUUGCCGAUUGCUUGCUUCAAGAAAUACCUAAAUUCUAGUGCCGCGAAAACUAGUCACAGAAUGCUAUUUUCGCUGCCUAAAGUGUAACGUACGUACUAGCUCGAAACAUGUGCUAGAAUAAUAAUAAUUCUGAAUGUUGGCUCGAGACCAAUGUGACCAAGGUUGCUUCCGGGCCAGUGGCGGCAUGCAGCGUCAACUAAAGGCAACAUCUUCCUCGGGUUACGGAUCUCGGAGAGCAGGGCUUCCCGAUCAAUAAUUUGAACGUUUUCCCAUACUUGCUCCAGGUGGCGCGCGUGUCUCAUCUCUGUUUCUCAACGCGAUGAGAAAACCGUUUGAUAUUUGAAAAGAGCUAGCAGCGGUACGUGGAAGACCACGGUUCAAAAAAGAAGUGCCCGUAAACUAGGUGCUCAUUUUUCAUAUUUCAUGCCCUAUGCAUGUCUUACAUCAUUGGCCGUUGUUCAAUUGAUGCUUACUCGAAUCGAAACGCUAGUUAGGUCGCCAGUGCGAAUAGACUUUUCACCGUUGGUUUCCGAUAGCGUUGUGAUGUAUGAACGGGUGUAUUUUUUUAUGCAGACACAGAACGCAUUUACCACAUUCUUAACUAAACGAAGACGUUCAUUAAUAGGUAGUAGUUAUUCGGGAAGAUCACUAUGUACAGUGGCCGCACAUCUGCGGUCGUUCUGGCGUUCGCGACAGCUGUGCGUUGUACUCAUACAAAGUACAUAAACAGCUUAACCUAAACCCCUAUAACAGUGAUGGUUAACCUAAGCUGCUCACUCAACAUCAGGCAUGUUAAUGAUAUAUUUACAUAUGAUGUAGUGCACACAUAGCAGGCACUCCUAUUUAAAGGCCUUAUUCAGCGUCAUAACCUGUUAAUUCAGUGUUUCCAUAUGAUCCAGCGCAGCUUUCAACGGAACGAGAACACUAUGUUAUCAUGUGGGAUGAUUAUAAAUGAUGGUUAUGGAGUGUAAAUAUUUGUCGAAUCCGAGAACUACAUGCACACUCUGAACAUUGAAAUACUACGCAUGCACACAUUCACCUAAUUAUGCGGGAUAAACGAACAAGAAACCUCACCAAAGCGAUGUUUCUGAGAGCGUUAGAGGGUUCGAGAUAGAGUCACAAAUAGUUUUAAUGAAUGGUUAACGAGCUUUAUCACUUACCCUAGAAGUCCACCUAGUCAUUUGGAUCACGUUGGUUAAAAAGAAGUUUCAUCAUCUUGUUUCUUUAAAAAAAAAACACCCUUUGUAAGCUCGUUGAGCUUAGAAGCGAGCGUGUGAGUAAGGUGUGCGGAGUGAGCGCAUGUGACGUAAUCUGUGACGUAAUCUGUGACGUAGGAGCAUCACUCCAUAUCAUACACGGUGCCACCUUGUACUUGAGAGUGCGUGUGAUGUAUUUGUCAGCGUCUGAACGUACGCAAGUGAAACGUUUGUUAUAGUGUCGGACAGCGUCGGAAACGCGAACCUAGGCUUUCGACCAGCUUGUAAAGCGAAUUAGAGAACUGUAGACGAAAAGUGUGCGAACUUUUUUAUACGCGACCAAUUUUUUGAGGCGAGAUCUUCAUUUCUGUGACUGUGAAACUAGAAACUUGCUGAAACCGAAGUGCACCUUUUAGAUUGUAAAAGGAGUCCCGACAUCGCCUACUAAAGACAAUGUGGACUCAUCAGAUUAUUCCACAUGUCGGUUUUAUUAUUGCCUUCAACUGCGUAGAGAAAUUAACUUCUGCCACGCAAACCUUUAUUUGAUUUUAAAUUAACACUAAAUAGCCCACGUGUACACCAAGAAAGUCGAUGUCAGGGCCCCUUAAGAUGCAUAAGAUGGUCAUCUUUAUUUGAACAAGCAACGCGUUGAAAGUGAUGUAACUGAAGCUGGCGAUGUCUCUGUCUGAUGAAUGGUGCUCGAGGUAGGCAUCGCCAAGCGUUCUAACGCUAGCAGAGACUGGCCUAUAUAUCUUUGAGCCAUCUAGACAGCUUCCUUAUUUUCAUGGUUAUUUCACACGGAAGUUCUGUACUGUGGUGGCUUUUUGUAUAAUGUGAGCCUUGGGGACGAUUACAAGGUGGUUCGCCAGAUACAAAGGGAAAUACAUAACGUCUGCGUAGCCUUAAACAGCAGCGUACGGAUUCCUACUGCAAGGAAACUGGAUUUUGUUCGAUACCUCUCGGGCAUUUCCGUUCCGAUAUAUCCAUCAUCGCGAUCGACAUUCAGUGCGCUACUUUCGUUAAGGAGGCGACAGUCCUGGCUUAAAUUUAAAAUACCCACGUGAUGCAGCUGGUUCAUCACAGGACACUAUAGUCUAGAACCCGGGUGGAGCAGGUAAAAGCUACACUCCUGCUCUUGGCGUUAAAGAACAGGACUGGUUCGCCCUUUUCCUCACAAUCAGGUGCGUCACGGGAAGGGUUUGUACCAGGACUGCUGCCUCUAAAUUCCAAACUGUCAUAAAGAGUGUAAAUCUGAUGGUGAUUAUCUCGAAGGAGAAAAGCUACAGAAGUGUCGGACGUUAUGUUUCUUAGACUACGACUGUCUUCAAUCUUAUUUUUUUAUAUGAAGAGAUGCGAUAGUCGCAAAAGAUUUAAAGCUGACCAGCAAAUUUUCGUUUAUCACGUAUUUGUUGGCUGUACUUGCUCACGUGAAUUUCGUAUUCGCCCGAGCUACAGACUACGUAAGCAAACAGCAUUUGUGUCGCUAGCGUAGCUCUUUAUUAACAUUACCGAUAGUCUAACUCUGAAGAAUUCACAUGUUUUUGAAAGUUUAAUCUGCAGGAAUUUUUCAUAGCCGAAGCUGCUCGGAGUUUUUCAAUGCCAAUGUUCUUAUUUGUUUUUUUCCAAUACCAUAUACGACAUAUUCCCGUUCAACACAGCAACCACUGGUGCUGACACCUAUCGCUAAAAGGUCUUGAUGAGAACUAAACAAAACGAUGUAUAUUUCAGCGCUCUUUUUUAUUGUUCUUACACUUUAAGCCACUUUAAGCGGUAAUGCUAAGGCGUUGGUCGGGCUGCAAAAGAUGUUUCGCUAUAAAUAAAGUAUGGAUAAUAGAACAAACUAAACAUAUUUCUAUUUUUAACAACACGAGCUCCGCGUAGGAUUUCUGCAUAAAACUUUGUCGAAAACGAAGGCGCCAUGGUUACGAAGAAUUUUUGACAUUCGUCUCCGCUAGUCACUCAACACUCGGUUGCGAAACGAAAUUUCACCACGCUAACGUUACUCUGCGUAACCUAAGAGGACCAUCAGAUGAAAACUAGUUCCUGUUCACGCAGUUAAUGUAUCUUAUGUUUAUUUUUGCAAAAAUUGUUAUUCACCACUGUGUAAUAAAAUCAUCUAGAUUCGA
Dermacentor albipictus is the source of this 9730-nucleotide messenger RNA. It is a transcript of the gene TrpA1, whose product is annotated as Transient receptor potential cation channel A1. Gene Ontology annotation, molecular function: monoatomic ion channel activity; protein binding. NCBI's taxonomy places the organism in Eukaryota, Metazoa, Arthropoda, Arachnida, Ixodida, Ixodidae. The record is from RefSeq and is a predicted model, not a curated record. Gene Ontology annotation, biological process: monoatomic ion transport; transmembrane transport. Gene Ontology annotation, cellular component: membrane.